GAUCAUUUAAUACCUCCGAUACCAAAAGAACACAAACCUAUAAACAAUGGCUGACGCAACCGAAAGAGCUGAGCACGAUCGUAUUUUCAAGAAAUUUGAUGCUAACGGAGAUGGAAAAAUCUCUGCCUCCGAGCUUGGAGAUGCUCUCAAGAACCUUGGCUCGGUCACUCACGACGACAUUAAGCGUAUGAUGGCUGAGAUUGAUACCGAUGGUGAUGGAUACAUAUCCUACCAAGAAUUUUCUGAUUUCGCAAGUGCUAACCGUGGUCUCAUGAAAGAUGUCGCCAAGAUUUUCUAAGCGAAAUAUUAAAAUUCAAUUUGAGAUUUAAUCAUGUUUAAUUUGUUUUUGUAAUGACAAACAUUUGAUUAAGUAUGUUUUUAUUAUGUUUUCAUUUCAUGUAAUGGAUUGUAAUGAUAUAAUUGAAAAAUGCACCAUUUUU
Brassica oleracea var. oleracea is the source of this 440-nucleotide messenger RNA. Its product is annotated as polcalcin Bra n 2. Lineage: Eukaryota; Viridiplantae; Streptophyta; Magnoliopsida; Brassicales; Brassicaceae. Gene Ontology annotation, molecular function: calcium ion binding. The record is from RefSeq and is a predicted model, not a curated record. The transcript has a single exon. The coding region runs from base 47 to 298 and encodes 83 amino acids.